AUGUUUCAGCUUAAACUCUAUUCGGCAUCGGUGACUGCACUCUUCAAGAGUCUCUCCGAUGUACCGCAUGUUGAUCCGAGCCAUCAGACCGCGCUACUCUCAUCAUUCAAUGAUCUCAAAGUGGCAUUAGACUAUCGAAGGAGUUCGGAUCGCGAAGAAUUUGUAAAAGAAAUGGCUAGAGUGCUUAAAGCGCAAUCAUCUGAUCUUCAAGUAUGGCAAAGAGCGCAUUCUGAAUUCUUCGCUUCGAUUGACUCCAAGGAGAAAUUCUUCACUGAACCGCCAGAUUUUUAUUUCGAAGGUCAAAAUCAGAAACGAUUUAAGUUUCUAAUCGGGGUGAACAGCACUGCAAAAAUCGGAUAUAAUACUAGAGACGAGUACCAUAUCUAUGCCGAAUACGUGCAAACUAUACUUGGAGGGUAUUAUUCAAUCUACAAAAUCAUUCACGGUGGUGGUUGCACCGAAACAGGAAUUCCGGAUCCGAGUCACAUUACGACCAAUCAUUCGGUGACUAUUUUAUCAACACCGGGAAGCGGGCCGGAAUUCGCCAAAGAACUUGUCAAGAACAUUCCGUUUCCAUUAGCGAGCCAACAAUUUCAAUUCUACGACGACAACUUUGUUAAACAAGGAAUUUUCCGUGGGACCGUGUGUGACGUGGAGGGAGCAUUUAUUGACCAUAAUCAGUUGAGAGAGUACAUGUCUCGUUUCUGGAUCAGAUGGAGGCGGAAUAAUGAGAACGGAACAUUCCAAGAGCUUGUGAAUACACCUGAUAUGUACAUAUUCCGGUUCACAAUCCCCUUGGUUUUCAACAAUAUCACAGCUCAUUGGGACUACAAGAUCCGAUGCGAUUAUAAUUUGCAUGGAUAUUUCAAGUGGUACGUCACAUUGAUGGAAUUGAUUUGCCCAAAGGAGCUUCUUGCUCGAUCCCUUCGAAACGUCUAUCUUACGGAUAUCAUGUACAAGACGAAAGAAGCAAUUAGGGAGCUUUUGUUGCCAACGAGCAACCGAUGGAAGUCCCGAUUUGAUUUCAAUGAUGUAUAUGAGAAAAUGAAAGAAGGCGAACCGAAGAUUAUCGUCUGCGACGAGAAAUUCGUCGGCGUAUCGAAAACCAUGUGGCAUUUGUAUACGAACAGUACCGGAAAUGUUACAAUCGAUACCUCAAUUCUUUUCCGUGGAAGACCUUUCCGAUUCCGUGUCACAACCGACGUUUACGAAGAAAAACAUUUUCGAGUCAACUGGGAUUUCGACAUCGCCUUUGAUCUGCUUAUGGCAAGCUUCUUCCUCGAAAAAUUGGUAAUAUCAUGCCCAUUCUUUGUUUAA
Caenorhabditis bovis is the source of this 1317-nucleotide messenger RNA. Lineage: Eukaryota; Metazoa; Nematoda; Chromadorea; Rhabditida; Rhabditidae. The record is from the annotation of a GenBank genome assembly.